AUGUUUGAUGAUAAUAAAUACCAAAACAGAUCAACUUUAUCAACAUCAUGUGUCAUCCCAGAAGAACGUCGUGCUUCCAUCAUCGAUGCAAGUAUUGGUGAUCCAUACGCACGUGUAUCACAACAACAUUACGAUGAUGAUCUUCCUGCAAGUGGAAUCGAAUCACGUACACCAGGUUCACCAUUAAACAGUGGUAUCGUUGGACAAAAUAUUCCACAUUGCCAUCAACGAUCCGCUGAAACAUCUGCAUCAUCAGAAUCAGUGGAUAUGCUACUAAAAGCCGUUAGAACUUUAUCUUCUGAUGAUUAA
Rotaria sp. Silwood2 is the source of this 309-nucleotide messenger RNA. The record is from the annotation of a GenBank genome assembly. Lineage: Eukaryota; Metazoa; Rotifera; Eurotatoria; Philodinida; Philodinidae.